Molecule: messenger RNA, 3147 nt
Organism: Haemonchus placei
Lineage: Eukaryota; Metazoa; Nematoda; Chromadorea; Rhabditida; Trichostrongylidae
Source: the annotation of a GenBank genome assembly
AUGGUGAAAGUUUGCGCCUCUGGUAAGCGUAAGGUUAAAGCGACCAAAGCUAUGCCUGCGAAAUGGCGUCAAAUGGAUGAUCGGCAACGUUCGUUCAUGCUCGCCCACUUGUCCAUCCCACGUGAAAUAGUGAAAUGUUGUGGACCAUGCUUCAAAAGAAUCUCCAAGAAAUUGGACAUGCUGUUCGCCGGGGACCUCCAAGACGAAAUGGCGAAGUUCGAAAUGGAAAUCCAUCAAACAUGGCAAAGUGGAGAGAUAUCUCGUCUUCAAAACCUUGUCGCUCAGUUUGGCACUAACUGGUCCACAAUUUCGGAGCAAAUGCAAGGUAGAAGUGCGGAUGACUGUCGACUACAGUACGAGACGUUGUGCAAGAAGGAAGAGGAAGAAGAGGAAGACUUCGAGGAAGAUGCUGAUAACUUCAAGUGCGAUCGGCAUGAGGACGAUAUUGCCAUGGAGGAGGACACACAGGAUGUCCCAGAAUCAUCUGUGAUCACUGUGCAAGACGGCGACUUGGAUGUAGAUAUAACCGAAGUUCCAACGACGUCAAAUGCCACUGUCUUCGACAUCUCAUCAUUAGAUGUGAAACCAAAGGAAGAAUGUCAGCCGCUAGUGGAACAGUCGUCGAUUUCUACGGGAUUAGUGAAAGGUUCAAUAACUGCUGGUACACCAUUUCGUCCUCCGUCCGUUUCGAUUAUUGAGCAGCCACCAUCCGUUGCUCAGCUCACUGCGAAUGCAGCAGCGGCAGCGGUAACCUCACAACCUUCAACAACUCCAACGUUGCUCGGUGGGUUUGAUCAAAACACUCUAAUGCAGAUUCAUCAAUUAUUCGGAGGCGACGAGAGUCGUACUCGUGCGAUUUUGGAGCAAUAUCAGCAGCAACAACGAACCUAUCAGCAGUAUCAACAGCAGCUUGUCCAGCAGCAGCCUUCAAUGGAUCAGUUAUACUUGACAUACUCGCAGCUAUCCGAAGCAGACCAUAUCUGCAAUUUCUUUCCUGAUAUUCACCCUGGAAACGGCACAGUCACAUUGAAAAGGUGCAAAAGUCACAUUUCUCGUGAGAAAAUCACAUUGGUGACUCAAUACAGUAUGCUGAAGGAAGUUCCAUCGAACAAGACCGUAUUCAAAUGCGUAGUGCUCUUAUUAUGCGCUCCUUUAAAUUAUUACAUUGAAUUGGCGUCUUUUGAUGAACUUCCACCUUUCAUUGCCACUGAACCUAUUGACCGAAUCAGCUUCGGACAGUUCCACAAAAUUUUGCUCAAUCAAGGACAUAUUCAGGCAAAACAGUUGGAAGCGCGACAGCUUGAACAGCAACGACAGGAACAGAGACUCCAACAAGAAAAACAGCGACAAAUUGAUGCUGCAAGGAAGCAGUUGCAGGAACAAAUUAAACACCACGAUAUAACUGCUGCAAAUAUCGAUAAGAACACGAUAGCUAUGGUGCAUCGAGUGGGAGAGAUCAACCAAUCGCUUCAAACAGCAUCAUUAACACAGCUGCAACGUCAACAACUUUUAUUGGAGUAUAGCAGCCAAUCAGCCAAGUGUUCUAGUCUUCAAACAAUGGCGCAGAACCAUCGACUGCAGAGGACACAGCUACAAAAUCAGCUUGAUGCUUUGAAUGCCGGCAGUGGGUCAGCAGCUGCCGUUGCGUCAAUGUCGUUGUCGGCAUCCCCGAUGGUGAUGAGAACUCAUGACCCAUCCAUGUUACUGGAUGACGAACAGCGUCUCAGAGAAGAAAUUGAAAAGAUAGACGAGGAUAUCAGAGGAAUGGAGAAACAAGUACGAAGAUUAGAGGAAGAGGAGCGAACGUAUCAGAAAAAGAAAAUCCAAGCGGAACAAAUGAUCACGUCAGCUUUCCGAAUAAACUCAACAAUGCAAGACUUCCAAGCCAAACAAGAACUCAAAGAGGCCCAAGAUAAUAUGCGCGUUGUUGAACAUUCGCGGCUCACCUUUCAGAAAAAGCUUGACAAUCUGCGUGAGAACCGCGAGCUCCUGAUGAGGCAACAGCGAAUGCUGUUAAAUAGUGGCGGCAGUAGCGGCGUGAUCGUUGGUGGUUCUGGUAGUAUUAGUAAAGGAGUUGUAAAAGAUUUCGGUCAACCGCAACAACAACAGCAAGCGGUCAAGCCUGUACAGCCACCAACAACAAUAUCGUUAGCAGCACAAGCUCAGGCUCAGCAAUUCCAUCUGCAAAUGCAACAACAACAACAUAAGAAUCUCAUUGGCAUUCGCCAACCAACCGCCGAUUCAAAACCUGUUGUCCAUGAGGAGGUUACCAACAGCCAUGCAGCGGCUCAAGCAGCUCAUGCAGCUACACACUCUUCGGUUGCCCCUCCCGAAAUUCGCAGGAAAUCUGGUCUCGAAAUGUUGAAUAUCCCACCAGUGUCUGUGGCUCGUCACCCCCAAAGACGACCUACGAGUCCGACUUCAGGAGCAGUUGGUAUUCAACGACCGGCAAUGAAUCGGGCGGCACGAUCUAUUAUGGGUGGAGUACCUUCGUAUGGUGCUCUUGUCGUCAAUACUUCCCAUGGCGCUACUGGUUCACCCCAAAUGAGCUCGCAACAUAUGUCUCCCUCAGUGUCAGCGUCGUCAUCGACAGCGACGAACGUCUAUGCCCACUUCCAGCAGUCACUGAACGCAUGUUCCCCUGCCAGCCAGCUCAACAAAACGCAACCGUUGGCCUCACCUGCAAUGUGUGCCCCGAAGACAGAGGCUUCUCCUGCUGUGGUGCAGCCUCUCGCCUCACCAGCUCUACCAAGCACUUCCGGAGUUCUUUCUUCCAUUUCUGUUUUUCAAGAGCCAACUACUUCCACAUCGACAGCCAUGCCUCCACCUCCUACUCUAUCAUUUCUUGCCACUUCAACGGUUAGCGGUCCCCCAACAUAUGAACCGAUCUCACCAGAUGACGGCGCUCCAACAAGUCCGGUCUCCCGUGCAGAAGCCCCUUCUACUUCUGUAGCAUCUUCACAAGGUUCAAGAAUGUUCUCGGCGCUUGAUUUCGACUUUCCUCUGGCCGUAGCACCAUCGUCGACAGCUCCUCCACCUCUCCCUCCAUCACUGGCGCCUCCGCUGGCAGAACUGCUCAGGACGGCGGGAUCUGAACCGAUAGCCACCGCGAUGACUUUUGAGCCAUUGUCGGAUGAUGAUGACUAA